This is a messenger RNA of Cladophialophora psammophila CBS 110553, 1581 nucleotides long. RefSeq lists its product as uncharacterized. Gene Ontology annotation, cellular component: membrane. Gene Ontology annotation, molecular function: carbohydrate:proton symporter activity. Bases 1 to 1581 code for a protein of 526 amino acids. The transcript has 5 exons. Gene Ontology annotation, biological process: carbohydrate transport; transmembrane transport. Lineage: Eukaryota; Fungi; Ascomycota; Eurotiomycetes; Chaetothyriales; Herpotrichiellaceae. The record is from RefSeq and is a predicted model, not a curated record.
AUGGCCAUCAAGUUCAAGAUUGACAAGCCUCGGCCCAAGCCUCUGCCCACUGCAGACGAAGCAUAUGUUGUAUGGGUUGCAGGAGUUGCCAGUUUCGUUUUCGGUUACUACGGGAAUGCGCUCUCCAGUUCCUUUGCGCAACCAACCUUUAUCGCAAAGUUCUUGGGUGGCAAAAAUGCGGCUGGGCUCACAGAUGCCAUGCUGGGAACAACCCAGGGUGGUGGUGCCAUUGGCGCAGUUAUUUCUGCUCCGCUUUCCAACCGUUAUGGACGUCGUAUGACCACUAUUGCUGCUGCUGUUGCCACUGUUAUCAGCAGCGCCUUGGCUGCUGGUAGUGUCAAUGUUGCCAUGUUCCUUGUUGCUCGUGUCCUUGGUGCGAUCUCCACAGGCAUUCUCAUGACCAACACGCCGGUCUACAUGAGUGAAGUUGCACCACCACAUGCUCGAGGCUUUCUGGCUAGUGCGCAUCCUAUCAGCGUUAUUAUUGGCCUUAUCGUCUCGUCCCUUGCCGGGCUUGGGCUCAGCUUCCUGGACAAGCCCUACCAAUGGCGGCUUCAGUAUGUGUUUCUCACAUUCUGGGCGUUCGUCCUUUGUGGCGCAGUGCUGUUCAUUCCUGAAUCACCUCGCUGGCUGAUCAAACAAGGAAGACGUGAUGAGGCCUGGGGAAUCCUUCAAAAGCUACACAGAUCCAAGCACGACCCUGACGCCAAACUGGCUCAUGCCGAGUUCGUCCAGAUAAAGGCACAAAUCGAACUUGAGGAACCUCUGCCAAAAGGCUACGCAUACAUCUUCCGCACUCCACAUCUCCGCAAGCGCGCUUACUGUUCGAUCAUCAUCUUCGUUCAGACAGUGGCAACCGGCAACGUCGUUAUUGCAUACUUUUUGGCCGUUAUCUUCUCCACGCUGGGAAUGGGUACUACGUUGCAACUAGGCCUCUCGACAGUCUACCUCACGGUCGCAAUGCUGGGAGGCUGGGUCAACAGUUUCAUCAUGGACAAGGUUGGCCGAGUUCGGCUUCUGACUGCUGGAGGCUACGCCACCUGUUGCCUUUUAUCUAUCGAAGCCGCUCUUCAGAGGUACUAUGUCAACUCAGGAAACACAGCUGGGUUGAGGGCUUGUCUUGUUUUCAUCUUUAUUUUCAUCGCGGUCUACGGCUGCCUGAUUGAUUGUAUUGGCUACGUCUACUCCAGUGAGAUCUGGCCUACCCAUUUGCGCAGCCACGGAACAACGAUCGCGUUGACGUCUUAUUUCCUCAAUGCACUGGCACUGUCAACCCCCGCCUCAUCUGCGUUUGACAGCAUUGGCUAUAAAUUCUAUCUGAUCUUUGUCGCAAUCAACUUUGUGUCUACGACUUUCAUUAUGCUAUACUUCCCAGAAACCGCCGGUUUGACGCUGGAGGAGAUCUCUGCGAAAUUCGGAGACAAAGUAGCCGUGGACUUGAAUACUGCGUACUUGCAGGAUGUAAGUACUACUAACGUUGAAUUCAACGACAAGACCUCAGUUCCGUCAGAGCACCGCGAAGAUAUGAGUGAGCUGCACAUAGCGAGCCAACGUCGGAUGAAGUGGCGAGAUCACAGCUAG